AUGGAAAACUUAGAACACAUCAACGGAUUCACACAGGGGAGAAACCAUAUAAAUGUAUGGAGUGCGGAAAGAGCUUCAGUUUCAAUUCAAGCCUUAGAACACAUCAACGGAUUCACACAGGGGAGAAACCAUAUAAAUGUAUGGAGUGUGGAAAGAGCUUUAGUGAUAGUGGAAAUCUUAGAACACAUCAACGGACUCACACAGGGGAGAAACCAUAUAAAUGUAUGGAAUGUGGAAAGAGUUUCAGUCAGAGUGGACACCAAAAUAUACAUCAACGGACACACACAGGAGAGAAAUCAUUUAAAUGUAUGGAGUGUGGAAACAGCUUUAGUGAUAAUGGAAGACUUAGAAGACAUCAACGGACUCACACAGGGGAGAAACCAUUUAAAUGCCUGGAGUGUGGAAAGUGCUUCAGUGAGAAUGGAGGCCUUAGAAGACAUCAACGGACUCACACGGGGGAGAAACCAUUUAAAUGCCUGGAGUGCGGAAAGUGCUUCAGUGAGAAUGGAGAACUUCGAAGACAUCAACGGACUCACACGGGGGAGAAACCAUUUAAAUGCCUGGAGUGCAGAAAGUGCUUCAGUGAGAAUGGAGGCCUUAGAAGACAUCAACAGACUCACACAGGGGAAAAACCAUUUAAAUGUAUGGAGUGCGGAAAGAGCUUUAGUUCCAAUUCAACCCUUAGAGAACAUCAACGGACUCACACGGGGGAGAAACCCUUUAAAUGCCUGGAGUGCGGAAAGUGCUUCAGUGAGAAUGGAGAACUUCGAAGACAUCAAUGGACUCACACAGGGGAGAAACCAUUUAAAUGCCUGGAGUGCAGAAAGUGCUUCAGUCGAAAUGGAGACCUUAAAUUACACCAGCGGAUUCACACAGGGGAGAAACCAUUUAAAUGCCUGGAGUGCAGAAAGAGCUUCAGUCAGAAUGGAAAUCUUAGAAGACAUCAGCAGACACACAGGGGAGAAACUGUUUAAAUGUAUGGACUGUGGAAGGAGCUGCAGUCAGAGUGGAACCCUUGAUUUAUGUGAACAAACUCACACAAAACACAAACCUUAUAAAUAUCAGUGA
Molecule: messenger RNA, 1068 nt
Organism: Podarcis lilfordi (Lilford's wall lizard)
Lineage: Eukaryota; Metazoa; Chordata; Lepidosauria; Squamata; Lacertidae
Source: the annotation of a GenBank genome assembly